Messenger RNA from Polypterus senegalus (gray bichir), 4825 nucleotides. RefSeq names its product smoothelin b (gene smtnb). Bases 853 to 3897 code for a protein of 1014 amino acids. Gene Ontology annotation, molecular function: protein binding. The record is from RefSeq and is a predicted model, not a curated record. Gene Ontology annotation, cellular component: microtubule organizing center; filamentous actin. Gene Ontology annotation, biological process: actin cytoskeleton organization. The transcript is spliced from 19 exons. NCBI's taxonomy places the organism in Eukaryota, Metazoa, Chordata, Cladistia, Polypteriformes, Polypteridae.
UGGUGGGGAAAGCCUUGAAAAUUUGAAGCUCGCGCUCCCGUCCUUAAAGGCGACGCAGUUUUUGUUUUUGGAGAUUUGUUGCUCGCAAAUACCAGAGACGCUUUAAAUAAAAAAAGAAAAAGAGUUGUGGGAAGAAGGAGAAUAUAAAAAUACUUUACUGAAACUAGUGUGCGAGUCGUGCGUAGAAGGUCAGUCAAGGUCCCGGUGACUGGGGAAAGCGGCCGAAGGAAAAAAAAAAACACAAGCCAAAACGAAGCGUGCAGGCGCCGAGUGGGACGAGAGGCUCAGCAAUCUGUUCUUUGACUUUCUAAAAAAAUGUGGAGAACGUGAUACGGUGGGCAGUAACCGCAACAAAGCCUGCCUCUGUUUUAAAAAAGUGGGAUUUUUGUAUAAAUAUCAUUUCACAACAGCAUCAAACUACGGUACAAGGAAAUCUCGGUCACGACAAACUUUGGCUUGACUUCAUUAAUUAACGCGAUUUUACCGUCAAUUGAAACCGGACUGAACUAUCCGGUGUUUGCUUUCCCUCAGACCCGGGGGAUGUGCAGUCGGCACCGCUUCGACGGCUGCUAUUCUCUGCUGUGAAGCCUAUCGUAUUUGGAACUUCGCUUCGAAGGAGGCUCGUGUAUUGCCACGCUCCGCGUUUCUUUUUCCCUCCGUCCCGGUGAAGCGGCGCGUGAAGCUGCCCGCACCUCUCUUCACCUCACCUCCAUUGCUGGGAUUGUGGAUGCGGGCUGAAUUACUAGAGCUCUAGCCGUGCUCGAUAGCUCCACAUUGUCAAGUUUGUCCACUGAGAGACCUCGAUAGUCCCGCUUUUCUCUGUGCGCGCGAGGCGAGAAGGUACUGCUUACGAUGUCGGCGCUGGACAGGUACUCCGCUCUGGACGAGCCCUCACUUCGCAUUUUGCUGGAUGGCACCUCAGACCUUGAUGAGAGGCGAUUGAUCCGGGCUGCCAUUCGUGACCUGCGCCGCUGCGAGAUUGAGCGCAUGGAGGCCACGCUGGCGUCAAAACGCUCCCGUACGGAGAGGGACCACGAGCAGCUGGAGAACAAGGAGAACCACCUCCGGCCACAGAAGCUAUCCGGUGAUAAGACCUCUGUGACGGACAGCCUGCUCGGACAGUUGCAAUGUAUUCAUGACAUCGAGGAGCUAAAUGAUCUCUUACGAGUCACCAAUGAAUAUGAGGAGAGGAAGCUGAUCAGAGCAGCCAUUCGCAAGCUGAGAGCUCAGGAGCUGGAAGCCUUGGAGAAGCCCAGGAGCGUGGGGUGUGCUGAACACGGUGCCGAGGAGCAAUCUGAGAGUGGUCUUCCUGAGCCCAGCUGUGCAGUAAUGGACCAGACGACGAAGGACUUGGAGGAGAGGGAGCAGAUCAGGGCCCAAAUCCGAGAGCUGCGUGCUCAACAGAAGAAGGAAGAGCCACCUGAGAGCGCAGAUCUGUCUUCAGGAAUGGUGUUGGUCUUUGACUGCCUGGAUAAGGAAGAUCCCACCCAGCUAUUGUGUCCUCCCCGAGACAAUAUUGCAGCCAUCACAAACGCCCCGAGUUUAUUGUCUGCACAAUGUUUGAACUCUGGCCACUCCAACAGCGAUGCUGUUUGCCAAAGUCCACAGGACGCUAGGCCCGACUCCCCCCAGGACGCUGGCUUUUCAUCUCAGACGGACAUGGACCCCGGGAGAGCUGAAAACGUGUCGGUGCAGAAGAACCCCAGCGUGAGCGCAGAGCAGGACUUGGCCGUGGACCUUGAACUGGCGCCCCUUCAGGAAGCUCUGGGGAAAGGGCAGGAGACCCCCAUCCAGGUGAACGGCGAUGCAGUCGAUGGCAACGCUUUUGGAAAGGGGGUCACUCCAAAGAAGGGCCCCUCAGCUGCUCCUGUGCUCCAAAAUGGAACGGGGCCUUUGGAGGUCAUGGCAAAGCAUUUGGGGUUGAGAGAGAAAAGACAGAAUGAGACCACCGGCGACUUGCCCCAGGAGCAGCACCUCAGGACGGCAAGACAAAGCAGCAAAGAUUCAGGCAAAGCCAAAGACAGGAAGGAGGUCUUCUCUCCCUUCAACAGAAUCACCUCCGUCCGCGAUUGUGUAAAGAAGUUCAGUGUCGAAGAGGCCAGUCCGCGCUCCGAGCCUAGGGGGAAGUUGGCGGGCUCGAGAAACCGGACGCCCGUCCCUAAACAACCUUCCGGAGGAGAAGCUUUGUUGAAGACCGCCAAGGAGGACAGGGUCAUUGCUCCACAAAAUGGCAGAGAAGGACACGGCAAGAAUGCUCCCUGUACCUCCUCACCCUUUUCCAAGUUUGCCCCGAGCACUCCCACCUCCUCGUCAAGUCUGCGUGGGUCGUCCAAGAGUAGGGAGGGGAAAGCAAACAUGACGGACGCUCAUCAGCUCCACCCCUUGGAGCCCAACAGCCAACUGGUGGCACCCAAGCCGACGACCUCAGAAGAUGAAACCCUCGGCAGCGAUCUGAUCUGCUCAGAGGGUCUCGGGACACCAAGUGGAAUCUGUGCUCCUUUGGAAUCUGAGGAUCUCAAAUCUAGCAACCCCCUCGCCGAGCCCGAGCAGGAGCCCACUGAUCCCAGCAUGAAGACGCUCCUGACGAUUGAAAUCAAAAAUGGACGUGCACCCAGCAUUAGCACCCAGGUGCUUGGCGGUGGAAGCGGACAGCGGUCAGAGCUGAUGCUGGGCCUGAGGGCUACCCCCUUCAAGAUUUCAUCGUCAUCAUCGUCAAGUAACUCCGGAAUUCUAAACAUGGAGGCCGAGUCACUUGUACCUGUUGAUUCUACGGAGGUGGCAGCCACUGAGGCGCCCGUUACCUCCAAUGGCACAGCGGAGCCCGCCGGGAAAGGGAAGCUGCAAAGAAAGAAAAUAACGGCAGAGGAGCUGGACUGUAUCGAAGAUGAGGAAGUCCUAGAUAAGAUGCUCGAUGAGACGUCGGACUACGAAGAGAGGAAGCUGAUCCGAGCUGCCAUGAGAGAACUGAGAAAGAAGAAGAGAGAUCAGCGAGAGAAAGAGCGAGAGACCCGUCUGCAGGAUUUGAAACAAAAGCAGGACGACAGAAAGAAUCAACCGAAAAGCAUGGCGGAAAUGGUGGUCAGUAAAACGCAGAAUUCCUCUGAUGGAUCGACUGUCAGUUCGGUUACCAAAACGGAGAGGUUCACUCACUCAGGUGAUGGCACACGAGCGUCACGAAGCACCACGAUGGAAGCAAGCUACUUAACGAAAUCUGAAAAAGGAACUACAGUCGUGCAGACCUUCAGCUCGUCCACCUCCUCCUCCUCCUCCAGCUCAUCCAAGAAGGUCGGCAGCAUUUUUGACCGUGAAGAUGACUCUUCUUCUCGGUCCGGCAGUCUUGCCGCACUGGAGCGCAGGCAGGCUGAGAGGCGGAAGGAGGUGAUGAGAUCCCAGACCCUACCCAAGACUUCCGCUACCCAGGCCAGGAAAGCCAUGAUUGAAAAGUUAGAAAAAGAGAGUGGCGGGCCCGCGAAUCCUGCCAUUUCCCGAGUCGUGAAGGUUCAGCGGUCAUCCAGCUUUGGUGUGCCAAACGCUAACUCCAUCAAGCAGAUGUUGCUCGACUGGUGUCGGGCCAAGACUCGGGGGUACCAGCAUGUGGACAUCCAGAAUUUCUCUUCCAGCUGGAGCGACGGCAUGGCGUUUUGCGCUCUGGUGCACAAUUUCUUCCCUGAUGCGUUUGACUACAUGGAGCUGAGCCCACAAAACAGAAGGCACAACUUUGAGGUGGCCUUCAGCUCGGCAGAAGCCUUUGCACACUGCGAUCCUCUCCUUGAAGUGGAAGACAUGAUGAUCAUGGGGAAGAGGCCUGAUCCCAAAUGCGUGUUUACAUAUGUGCAGUCCCUCGUCAACCAUUUGCGCCGCUACGAGCUGGCCUGUCGUGGAUACUCGGAUCUCUGAGCGCGGCGACUCCUGCUGCCUUCCGACGCCUGGACCUCCAGCCCUGUUUGGCGGAAACUCAUCAGCCGUCUCCGUGUUUGAUAUCCCGGCUUACCGAAGUUCUCCCAACUUACAAGCACCUGCUCCCGAGGUGGCCGAGUAGCGCAGAUUUAGAUUGCCGAGAUGUGUCGGAGGACCGGGCGAGGGGUGGGGUCAAGGGGCGUCCGGUGGGUUUGCACACCUUCUUACCAUGCCAGGCACGAAGCGCGUCACCCGUAUAGGAAAGCAAAAGCCAUUUUUUUAGCAAGCGUUUUGCUUUAGCGUAACUUAUUUAAAUUGUGCAUGUUUUAGCAUCCGGGGUGCUUUUGCCUUUCUCUUUUUAAUUGAAAGGAAAAAAAAAUAAAAAUGACGAUUGUUGUGCACACUGGCACAGAGGAACGACGCCAUUUCCGCUGCUGCCAUGGCAACGCUGCCUCCGCUCUGUAUGGACACUCGCGCUCGCCGAUGUCGUAGAGGUGGAUUUGCGCGUCUGUCUUCCUGACUGAAAUGUUUUAAUCCCUCCGAAAGUUUUAUGAAGCAGACGACAGGCAUUUUCGGUUUCUUUUUCACCGGCGUUUUUUUUUUUUGUCAUUUCAGUACGUUGCACGUGGACAAACUUAGGCAAUGAAAUGUUUGGCUGUUUGUUUUUUUUAAUAUUUGGUUUUUAAAUAUUUGUGUAUUUUUGUAUGUUAUUUUGUCACUUGUUUUAACUUGUAGCGGUUUUAUAUUUACGGAACACUUAAUUUAUCUCGUGUGCUCAACUGUGAUGUGUUAAUGCAAGUAUUUGAUUAGACGCCACAGCGCUACGGAGACCUUGACACACCUGUAAACACUUCACACCACAAGGGAAAGUCGGAGUUGAUUAAUUAAUAAAUAAAUAAAUAAAAGUUUUCCUACGUUUUUGCCAGUA